Molecule: messenger RNA, 1260 nt
Organism: Fulvia fulva
Lineage: Eukaryota; Fungi; Ascomycota; Dothideomycetes; Mycosphaerellales; Mycosphaerellaceae
Product: Pre-rRNA-processing protein las1
Exons: 1
Coding region: 1-1260 (419 amino acids)
Biological process (GO): maturation of 5.8S rRNA; maturation of LSU-rRNA
Cellular component (GO): preribosome, large subunit precursor; Las1 complex
Molecular function (GO): endonuclease activity
Source: RefSeq, a predicted model, not a curated record
AUGGCAAGAUACACCAUCACACCUUGGCGUCAUCACAGCGACCUCCUCAAAGUGCGCCAACAACUUUACGGACGCAGCAAGGAUGGCCAAGACCACCGUCGCCAUGCAGUCAACCGUGUCCUUGCCUGGAAACUCCGCGGCAGCCUACCUCAUGCCAUCGAAUCCACCGCACUGCUGAUCGACGCAAUCCUCCAUCACGCAUCUUCUGCAAGCAACUCUCCCUUCAGCAUCCGCGCAGUCUACACGGCAGCUUUCACCCGCUUCGUGACAGGCUUCUGUGACAUAGGCCGCAACAAGGAGCGAUCCCUGGAGCCAUCGAGUAUGCUAGACAUUGCCAAGCAGAUCGGUAUGCCAGUGGAGUUCGUCGCACUGCGGCACGAGGCAACGCAUGAGGAGAUGCCAGGGAUCGGCAGGCUAGUGAAAGUCACAGAGCGAGCACUGAAGUGGUUGUGGGAGGUGUAUUGGAGCAAGCUACCUGAAGACGAAAGUGCAGAGAUCGUGGCGGCAAGUCUCGCAAGUCUUAAAGAUGAGGCAAGGAGGCUCUUAAAAGAAUUUAGGAUGACGCAUCGUGAAGCUUUGCGUGCGAAGCAAAGCGUAGUCGCGCAGGACUCGGUGAGCAGGACGAGCGAAGUCUGUCGAAGCCUGUGCGGGAACAGCAACGCGAAGAUGAGCGCUUUCGUCGAAGUCUUGAUUCAAGAUAGGCUACUGAGUCCGUCGAAACGGAAGCUAGGCGCAUUGAUGGAUGGCGCUUUCUUGAUCUGGGAUCCGCUACUGAAGGAUAUCGCCAGGAAGCAGAGGCGCUUUAUCCCAUGUCUUGUGACAGGCAUUCUUGAGGCCGUCGGCGCCUCGUCUUCGGCGCCUGCAGCGCGAGACGUCGACAAGGAAGCUCUGAGCCAGUGGCUGAUCCAGAUAGACUUUGACGAGAAUUGGAUGGCGUCUCGUUCUGAUCAUGAGCAGCAUGACCUUGAGGUGGAAAUUUGGAAGUGGUGCACUCUUCACGCCAAUCACUGGACCUCGUGGCUGGGUCAGAAGCUCGAACAGCACAACGAUGCGCAGAUUCCAGGUGAAUGGGCCGAGCUCCUCCAAGCGAGUCGACUGGGUUACGAGGAGGCCGGUGAAGACAAUGCUGAAGAUCUUGCGGAUCCUGAUGUCGAUGCUCGCGGUGCAUUGUCGGCGGUUGGCAAUGCAAGCCAGUCUGUGCCAUCGCCUUGGAGUCGUGUGGCUAUACCCAUCAGCACUCCCAUCGGGGUGGUUUUGUAG